AUGAACGAAAUCAAAAAGCUUCUCACUGGAAAGCAAAAACCAAUGUUGGGUUACAAAGGUUAUCUCUACACCGUCGAACGUCAAAACGGUGAAAGGAUCAGUUUUCGGUGCAAAAACUGUCAACGCAAAGGUAAAUUCAAUAAAUCAAAUUUUAUAGGUACUGGCCGCACGAAACCACAAUUUUCAAUUCAGCUUUGGAAUGUCCACGAUCGACUAAUUUCUAAUCUUCCACGUUCUAAUAAUUCUAUUGAAGGUUGGCACAAUGCGUUCGCACAACGGGUUUCAAUCGCUCAUCCAACGAUUUUCAAGUUAACCGAAAAGAUCCGAGUUGAACAAUCAUAA
Adineta ricciae is the source of this 342-nucleotide messenger RNA. The record is from the annotation of a GenBank genome assembly. Lineage: Eukaryota; Metazoa; Rotifera; Eurotatoria; Adinetida; Adinetidae.